This is a messenger RNA of Solanum dulcamara, 1432 nucleotides long. RefSeq lists its product as uncharacterized. The coding region runs from base 53 to 1306 and encodes 417 amino acids. The transcript has 6 exons. The record is from RefSeq and is a predicted model, not a curated record. NCBI's taxonomy places the organism in Eukaryota, Viridiplantae, Streptophyta, Magnoliopsida, Solanales, Solanaceae.
UAUAAAAAGAGGAAAAGUGGGAAAGAGAAGAGUUUUCCCUCCGCAAUCGAAAAUGGCCGAUUUCUCAGCUUGCCCUAUCUGUAAUCUCAGAGUUGUAACCCAUGAACUGGAGAGGCACGCUAAUAGUCACUUCGACGACGAAGACAUUGCCAAAGACUUCGAAUUGGCUCAAGAAAUUGCCCUUGCCCCUUCAAGUCCACCUUAUAUCCCGGUUGAUGAUGACAUGCAGUGUGAAACUAGUUAUCGAAAGAAUCAGGAUAGUAGUUCUUUGAAGUGUGAGGCUAAAAAUUGCAAUCCUGGAGAGAAAGAUAUUGCUGAAAAAAUAAGGAUUUUAUCUAGUGUGCGCCUUAAUGAAGCCUGUCCUCAGAUUGGACAAGGCUUGAUGGAUUUGUUGAAGAACUGCUUAGAGUUGGAGACUGAAAAGACCACCACUAUUUUGUGUGGUAACGUUGAUCAUUUCCAAAGCAACCAUUCAGAGGAUUUUGGGUGGGGUUGUGGCUGGCGUAAUAUCCAGAUGCUUAGUUCUCACUUGCUUAAGCAGCGGCAAGAAGCAAGGGAGGUCUUGUAUGGAGGUUCUGGGUUUGUACCUGACAUCCCUUCACUCCAAAGAUGGCUUGAAAUUGCUUGGGAAAGAGGCUUUGAUAAACAGGGCUCAGAAGACUUUGAUCAAGCGAUUUAUGGCAAAAGAAAUUGGAUUGGAGCAACAGAAUGUGCUACGCUCUUCCGUUCAUUUGGCCUUCGUGCCAGGAUAGUGGACUUUGUAAGCAGGGAGAUAGACAUUAGGUCAAGUGGAGUUGGUAAAUGUGCGGGCAUCAUGGAACCACAGGUUUAUGGACCAAUGGAUAGAUAUCUGUCCAAAGGGAAAAAUGAUGUAUCUGAGGCUGUUUCGAUUUCAUAUGAUGUAAAAGCUAAGCCUAAGGUCCAGCAGGCACUCAUUGAUUGGGUGUGGAAUUACUUCUCUGACAAUAAAUCCAGGAAACCCGGCAAUCAUGGUAUCCUAGUCAGUGAAAAAGCGCCGUUGUACUUCCAGCAUGAUGGCCAUUCAAGAACCAUUGUUGGGAUUCAAACUAAAUGUCAGAGAAAUGAAUCGAUGCAGUACAAUCUAUUGAUCUUAGAUCCAGGUCAUACAACAGAAUCCCUGGCUAAAUCUCUUAAAGGAAACUUCGGUUGGCAAAAGCUAAUAAAAAGAGGUGUCCACACUCUAAAGAAGCCAUUAUAUCAGUUAUGUUUUCUUGAUUCUGGAAUUGCCUCCGGGGAGCAGAUUGAAAGCCUAAAGAAUCUACACAGCAUCCGUGUUGAAUUUUAGUCCUAAAAUCCAAAGGAUGUAAACUUGAAUUUCACAGUUUUUUAAAGGAGUGCUCUUAGCUUGCAUGUAUUAAUUAUGUGUACUGUCAUUUUGGAGAUGAAAUAUAGGUUAAACUGUUUUACCAUA